CCCGACUCCCGGCAGCGGCCUCUCUCCCCGGCCCCGGGCCGCCUCCGGCUUGCGGCUGCCCCCUAGUGCGGGAUGAGCAGACCCGCGGCCGCGGCCGCCGCCGCCGCCGGGCCGCCCGCCAGCGACCAUGGCCUUGCUGGGCAGCCCACACCCCGGCGCCCCCUCGCCGGCAGGCACACCUGGCGGGACUUCCUCCGAGGUGACGGGGGCAGCCGUGCUAUCCUUCAGCACCGUGGCUACCGUGGCUACCGCGGCGGCGGUGGCGCUGGGGAACCAGAGCGACGGGAGCGGGGGCGACGGCACUGGCGCUUCGGCUGGCGGCGGCCUCGGCCCACACGGGGCGACGGGGGCAGCGGGGAGGCCGCCGCGGCCCGGAGGCCCGGAGGCGGCGCCGCUGCUGUCGCACGGGGCGGCGGUGGCGGCCCAGGCGCUGGUCCUCCUGCUCAUCUUCCUGCUGUCUAGCCUGGGCAACUGCGCGGUGAUGGGGGUGAUCGUGAAGCACCGGCAGCUCCGCACCGUCACCAACGCCUUCAUCCUGUCCCUGUCCCUGUCGGAUCUGCUCACGGCGCUGCUCUGCCUGCCCGCCGCCUUCCUGGACCUCUUCACGCCGCCCGGGGGCUCGCCGCCCGCUGCCUCCGCGGGGCCCUGGCGCGGCUUCUGCGCCGCCAGCCGCUUCUUCAGCUCGUGCUUCGGCAUCGUGUCCACGCUCAGCGUGGCCCUCAUCUCGCUGGACCGCUACUGCGCCAUCGUGCGGCCGCCCCGGGAGAAGCUCGGCCGCCGCCGCGCGCUGCAGCUGCUGGCGGGCGCCUGGCUGGCGGCCCUGGGCUUCUCCCUGCCCUGGGAGCUGCUUCGCGCGCCCCGGGAGCCCCCGGCGGCGCAGAGCUUCCACGGCUGCCUGUACCGGACGUCCCCGGACCCCGCGCAGCUGGGCGCGGCCUACAGCGUGGGGCUGGUGGUGGCCUGCUACCUGCUGCCCUUCCUGCUCAUGUGCUUCUGCCACUACCACAUCGGCAAGGUGGUGCGCCUGUCGGACGUGCGCGUGCGGCCCGUGACCACCUACGCGCGCGUGCUGCGCUUCUUCAGCGAGGUGCGCACCGCCACCACCGUGCUCAUCAUGAUUGUCUUCGUCAUCUUCUGCUGGGGGCCCUACUGCUUCGUGGUGCUGCUGGCUGCCGCCCGGCAGGCCCAGGCCACGCAGCCCCCCUCGCUCCUCAACGUGGUGGCUGUCUGGCUGACCUGGGCCAACGGGGCCAUCAACCCCGUCAUCUAUGCCAUUCGCAAUCCCAACAUUUCGAUGCUCCUGGGACGCAACCGGGAAGAGGGUUACCGGACUAGAACUGUGGACGGUUUCCUGCCCAACCAGGGCCCGGGCCUGCAGGCCAGAACGCGCAGUCGCCUUCGAAACCGCUAUGCCAACAGGCUGGGGGCCUGCAGCAGGAUGUCCUCUUCCAAUCCAACCAGCGGGGUCGGAGGGGACGUGGCCUUGUGGGCUCGCAAAAAUCCAGUGGUACUUUUCUUCCGGGAAGGGCCACCAGAGCCUGUGACAGCAGUGGCUAAACAACCCAAAUCCGAAGCUGGGGAUACCAGCCUCUAAGAAGGGUUGGGAUGCAGAGCUUGUGAAGGUAAAAUUUUACCUGCUUCGUUUAAUGAUACAGGAUUCCGGGGAGAAUCGUGCAUUUCAUAAAGCCAAACACUGAAAAAAGAGACAGAGGGGGAGGCUUACCACUUCCCCCAAACAACAUACAAGACAAUGUCUCCUUCAAAAGUGCCAAAAGGAAUGUAAAAUGCAGAUUAAAACCAUCUUAAACCA
Hipposideros armiger (great roundleaf bat) is the source of this 1810-nucleotide messenger RNA. It is a transcript of the gene GPR135, whose product is annotated as G protein-coupled receptor 135. Gene Ontology annotation, biological process: G protein-coupled receptor signaling pathway. Lineage: Eukaryota; Metazoa; Chordata; Mammalia; Chiroptera; Hipposideridae. Bases 128 to 1594 code for a protein of 488 amino acids. Gene Ontology annotation, molecular function: G protein-coupled receptor activity. The record is from RefSeq and is a predicted model, not a curated record. The transcript has a single exon. Gene Ontology annotation, cellular component: membrane.